Lactuca saligna is the source of this 402-nucleotide messenger RNA. The record is from the annotation of a GenBank genome assembly. NCBI's taxonomy places the organism in Eukaryota, Viridiplantae, Streptophyta, Magnoliopsida, Asterales, Asteraceae.
AUGAGAAAGAGAAAGAAGAUUGACCGGUUUGUCUUUCUUCAUGAUGACAUCCUUUUUAAUUUUUUUAAAAGGCUUCCAGAUGCCUCCUUCGUUAUAGAGCUAAGUAGGUACUUCUACUGGGGUAUUUAUUCUUCUAACCACCUGGUUUUCAUGGAUAUCGUAAGAGAGAAAAUUUUCCAGAUGAGCCUACCUGGACGUGGUUUGCGUAGGAGAUGUGAUUAUUCUCUUUUUGUGAUGGGUGGUUUCCUGGCUCUCUUUGAUGGUGUUUCGUGGGACAAAGCUGAGAUAAGGAUUCUUAAAGAUUUGAAGAUGAUGAAGUGGGAGAAGUUGCAGAAUUGGAGCUUUAGGGUAUCUCCUGGAACUUGUCGGUAUCGGGUCUCUGGAGUGAUAACUGAUAAGUAA